CUACCGACAAAAUACACUAUUCAAAGGGAGCAGCUAAUUUCUCAUUCAUCCCCCAUGAUGCAUUGCACUCCAGCAACGUUACGGUGAGUAGUAGCCGUUGGGACAUCUUUCCUUCAAGGCUCUUUGAGAUUUCCAAUUAAACCGUCGCUCCUCCUCGCUCGGCAUCCUUCGUAGUUUUUUUACUCUUAACGGAUAAAUUACAUCAAAUUAACGCUUUAAAACAGUUAUUUAGUCAUGUUUUUACUACGUAGCCUAUAUGUGAAGAGGAAAGCGACAUAAUCUGUCUGUUUUGUCUUUAAUGGGGCGUGGUUAAUCCCCCCUACCCACUCCUUCCUCUCGCACACAUAACUUUAGUAGAGAGCGCAGCGGGGCUCACUAAGCGCUGUGCCGACCCUCCCGAGAAGCAGCUAGCCAGCCCUCUCCCGGCGAAAGGAAAUGAAGAGGAGGCUACAUAAGAAAUACUUGGUUUUGAUCCUGGCGUACACAGGUUUACUUCUACUGGUCCCUUACGUGCUAGAUUACCGAGAUAAAUCCGUUCAAGACGCUAAACACGGACUGCCGCAGCAACAGCCCAGAUGCCCAGAUUUGGAGAACACGGUGGCGCUGCUGUGGGAUAAUAAUGGUUACAAAGUUAACGGCAGCGAGGCGACGGAGCACGCCGUCAACCGCAGCCAGUCUCGGAUACACAUCUACCUGCAUGCCACCUGGAGGACUGGCUCGUCGUUUUUGGGGGAGUUGUUCAACCAGCACCCCGAUGUUUUCUACCUGUACGAGCCGAUGUGGCACAUAUGGCAGGCUCUGUACCCGGGGGAUGCGGGCAGCCUGCAGGGCGCAGUGCGGGACAUGAUGAACGCGCUUUACCGCUGCGACUUCUCCGUCCUUAAACUUUACGCCGGCUCUCAAAACAUCACCACGUCGUUCAUAUUCGGCUGGAAAAUGAACAAGGUGAUAUGCUCGGAGCCGCUGUGUGAUGCGCACAAGCGGCACGAAAUCGGGCUGAUAAAAGAGGACCAGUGCGCUAAGUGCCAAAAGCGGGACAUCAGGGAGCUGGAGAAGGAGUGUAAAAAGUACCCAGUGAUGGUGAUCAAAGGAGUCCGCGUUUUGGACCUCAGCACGCUGGUUCCUUUGAUGAAAGACCCGGCGGUAAACCUCCAGAUCAUUCAGCUCUUCAGAGACCCGAGGGCCGUGCACAACUCCCGCUUGAAGUCCAAGCAGGCCCUAGUGAAGGAGAGCAUCCAGGUGCUCAGGAGUAAAAAGCAGAACGACAAGUACAAGCGGCUGCUGGUGCCGAGCAACAGGGUGAACCGGGCUGAGAGUUACGUCUCCAGUGCCAUGGAGCUCAUCUGUGACAACUGGCUCAGCGACAUGUUGCUGGUGAUGAACGCGCCUCCCUGGGUCAGGAGGAACUACCUUCGGAUCCGCUACGAGGAUCUGGUCCUGCAUCCUAUGGAGGAGCUCCAGAGGCUCUUCCACUUCUCCAAUCUGUCCAGCUUCCCUGCUCUGGAGAAGUUUGCGCUCAACAUGACGCACGGGCAGGGGUAUUCAUCGGACAGGCCCUUCCUGAUAUCAUCGAGGGAUGCAAAAGAGGCGAUAUACGCCUGGAGGGAGCGACUCAAUGUGGAGCAGAUAAAUCAAGUGGAGGCUUACUGCAGUGAAGUGAUGAGGCAGCUGGGGUACGAGAAGAACAACGUGGAUAAAACGACAUGAGGAUGGGCCAUGAGGAAUCAACGGAUUGAGGGGCCUGCUAUCCAACGUGAGGGCAAAAGGUGGAGUAACAAAACAAGCAGCUGGAAUGUGGUCCACUGGGAGCUUGUGAGCGUGGCUCUUGGGUUGUUUUCCUUCUGCUGAGGAGGGUCGAUGAACUGGAGAAAAUCCAAGUGGAAAGAGCAGCCAAUCAGACUGAUGAAACUGGGGGAAGGCAGCUUAUUUUUACAGUGUUACAUGCUUAACACCAGCGGGGUCCGUGCAGAUAGACAGAAUGUGGAGUAAACAAGACGAGGGAGAGGAGGCCGUUCCACUGGCCGGCCUCUAUCCUUGUGUCCUUUUAGUAGCACUAAUCCCUCCUCAAAUCCCCUGCAGGCGAGUGCCAUAAAAAGCCUGAGAUGGGUGCUUCUUGGGAGACGACUGCCAGGAUCCUGGGUGGCGGCAUCCGGUUCACCCUCACCUGCGUGGCUUAUCCGUCCGGCGUAAGAGUGGCGGUAAUCUUGAGCAUUACUGAUCCGUAACGGCAGUCGGCUCGCUAACAAUGCCAAUGUAGAGCUCUGAAAGAAGAAACUACAGUAUUUUCUAGAAAGAGGCCUGACUGAGGAACGAUUGUUCCACCCCCAGCCCCCUCAGGAAUCCAGACAGCUGCAGCGCCCCACUGACAAAACACUCACAUGGGUGUGAAAUUUUCUAAUAUCCCACGGACUUGUCUUGGAAAGCUGCCUCUGUCCUCUGCCAAUGAACUUUUUAGUACGUUUUCAUAAACACAACAGACGGUACUGAUUCAUACAUUGCUACUGUUUAUAGUUUUUGUCUAAAAUAUUUGUAAAAUGCUGUGACGUUCCUCUGGGUAAGGAUGUGUUGAGGAGGAGGGGCUUAAAAGUUUACCAGCAUCCACAUGUUCAACUUUAGAAGUUGGUUCUGUAAUAAUUGUUCUGGAUGGAAUACCUGAAGAAGUUCUCUUGCUAAAGAAAGAAAUAACUUUAAGAUUAACUGACCUCAAUAAAGAGUUAGUGAAAACUAGAGAAAAAGGAAAAUGUGUGUGAUUGCUGUGCACGUUGAUGCUGAUUGGAAGGGUAUUUAGAGGACGUUAGAACCACGUCACUGUAAAGGAACUACAAAGAGUUUUCUAAUUGGUUAUGAAACCAUCUCAAUUUAAUACUGAAAACCUUCAGCAAGAAUAGUGGCUAUUUCUACUAUAUAAUUAUUCUUAAAGGUGCAAUGUGUAAGAUACGGCCAUUCUUUUAGUUGAAAAUAUAAAAAAAACAUUAUCAACAGAAUGUAUUGGUAAGUAAGUAAGUAACAGUUUUUACAUUAUAUUAAAGACACAUAUGUAUUGUUUUAAUAAUAAAUAUAUAAAUGUAAAGAUAUUUACUGGAGUUAGCAUGCUAACCAGGUAGCCCUGGUCCGUCCUAUUCUGUAUUACCACCUGUCACCUCAAGAGGCGACAGUGAGUCACUGUCGCACCCAGUCUGCCCCCAGAGUGAACAAAAGGUAGAUGGAGCUACCAUAGUUACCAGCUUUACACCUAAAUUUAAAGUUAACCUACCCAUACCUGAACUGGGAUUCUGCGUUUGAAAAACUGUUGCAAUGGACGGAGAUCACAGACUCGUAGAGAGAGAGCGCACUCAAGCCCCACGCCCACCGGACUGUGAAAACAAUCCAUCUCUCUCCAUUAACUUUGUAUUGAAGGAGCCUCAUUGACAAUUCCAUCUGUUAGCAAACAACACAAACAUGUCUGGAAGCUGCUGUGUGGUGAAAUGCACUAUCAACAGGGUAAAUGACCCAUAACCAGUGGUGGAAAAAGUAUUGAGAUCCCUUACUUAUGUAAAAGUACUAAUACAACACUGUGAAAUUACUCCACUACAAGUAAAAGUCCUGCAUUCAAAACUUACUGAAGUAAAAGUACAAAAGUAUCAGCAUCAAAAUGUACUUAAAGUAUCAAAAGGAAAAGUGCUCAUUAUGAAGAAUGGACCCACUCAGAUUGUUUUAAAUAUUCUAAAAAUAUUACUACAUUAUUUGUAUUGAUGCUCUUAUGUAAACAGUGUUUUAAUUUUGUAAAGAUAGGGCUCAUUUAUUACUUUAUAUAUGGAGUAAAAAGUACAAUAUUGGCCUAAAAAUUUAGUGGAGUAGAAGUAAAAAGAUGCAUAAAAUGAAAAUACUCAAGUGAAGUACCUCAAAAUUUUACUUAAACACAGUACUUGAGUCAAUGUACUAAGUUACUUUCCACCAAUGCCCAUAACUACGUUUUAAAAAUCUGACAAACUGAAAAACUGAAUUUUAAAGAGGAUAAAAGUGUAAACAGAUGUGAGACAUCAGCAGUUACAAUGAGGGAAACUGUGCAAUCCUGAAACUCAGAAUAUUAAACUUUACUUAUGUCUGCAGUGCAUUUUGUCACAAAGUCAUAUAUCCAAAGUCAGUUAUAGGCUAACUACAUUUCUGUAAAUUAAGCUAAAGCAUUUGACACUGUGUUACUUGUGUUGUAGUGAAAUGUGGAUAAUCCAGAAAGCUCUGCAGUAUUAAGCGCCUUAGCUUGCUAACACAUAGCUAACAUUAGCUUGCUAACAGCCAACUUGGUAGACGGAGCACUAAAAUAAUCACAUGAUAUGUUUAAAUCUAAUAGUUUAAGCUAUAAACAGACAUUUUGUUAGGGCUUCAGGCCAUGGUUGGUUAUUGCGGCACCUUGAGUCUUCCCCCUCCGGCAUGUUCUGAAGGGUACAAUGCGUUUGAAACGCAAUUUGAAAUGAGUUUGCAUACUGGCUGAGAUAAACAUCAAAAGGAUGCCUAGAGGGUUUUAUUUAUUUAAUUCAAAUAUAAAUAACUUGUAUCUAUAACAACACAGCAUUGU
Centropristis striata (black sea bass) is the source of this 4552-nucleotide messenger RNA. RefSeq names its product carbohydrate (N-acetylglucosamine 6-O) sulfotransferase 7 (gene chst7). The record is from RefSeq and is a predicted model, not a curated record. Lineage: Eukaryota; Metazoa; Chordata; Actinopteri; Perciformes; Serranidae. Gene Ontology annotation, molecular function: N-acetylglucosamine 6-O-sulfotransferase activity; chondroitin 6-sulfotransferase activity. Gene Ontology annotation, cellular component: Golgi membrane. Gene Ontology annotation, biological process: N-acetylglucosamine metabolic process; carbohydrate metabolic process. The transcript is spliced from 2 exons. The coding region runs from base 436 to 1707 and encodes 423 amino acids.